GUCCUCCCACGAUAGAGCCGCCCAUCCACCCAUCUACCCAUACAUUCUCCUGAAACUAGCAAUCACUCUUCACCGAAAACAUGCCCACGCUCUUCCUCACGGGAGCCUCCGGCUUCGUAGGCUUCCAGAUCCUCCUGCAAUACCUCCGCACCACGCCAGAAGAUCACCUCGUUCGCGCUGCCCUUCGAUCUCAGCGCGAAGCCACUCGCCUCCGCGCCAUACCGGCCUUGCAACCCCACCUCUCUCGGGUGUCGUUCGUUGAAGUGCCAGAUAUCGCUGCCCCAGAUGCCUACGACGCCCACAUCGCCUGUCAUCCAGAUACCGACGGAGAAGAACGAACGGCAGGAGAAGAGCAAGGCGGAGGAGCAGGGGGAGUAAAAGAAGAGGCACAAGUCCCCGACGUGAUCAUCCAUGCCGCCAGUCCCGUGCCUUGCCCCACCCAGAACCCGUACAAGGACAUCUACGUCCCUUCCGUCCGCGCGGUCGAGAACAUCCUCUCUUCGGUGCGCAAGGCCAUCCUCCUGCAACAGAAGGGGAAGAAGCCGCCCGGGGAAAGGAAGCCGCGCAAGGUGGUGUUCACGUCCAGCCUCGCCGCCGUCACGCCUCACGCACCCCCCGCCGGGACCCACGAAGAGGAAGAAACAGACCCAGAGGAAAAGGGAACCGGAACCAAGACAUCGGCGUGGAGGAUCGUCCACAUAUCCGAGACGAGCAGCACCCCCGCCGAGCCGGCGGAUCUCCAGUCGCUCCGUCCUGCCGCGAUGUACUCGGCCGCGAAAGCUAAAGGGUUAGCCCUGGUCGAAUCCUUCUGCGAAACAACCUUUGCCGAGACGGGGGACAUGGGCACGGGCAUCGACGUUGACGCCGUGCUCCCCGCCUUUGUAUUCGGCCCGGACGAGCGAGCAACAACCCGCGGACAGGUCAUGGGCUCGUCCAACGCCCUGCUCCUAGGUCCCCUUUUCACAGGCGACGCGGCCGGGGGCGCGCCGAUGCCCAUCGCCGGGACGGUGGUGGACAUCCGGGACGUGGCCCAAUGUCACGUAAAACUCGCCCUGGGACGUCCUGGCCUUGGCCGAGGACGUGAGCCAAGGGAGGAGGACCGUCGCUGGGCUACGCCCGGGCCAAGGCUGAACAAGUUCCUCUGCGCAAGGGAUGCCGACUGGAACGCGUUGCUCCGGCACGCCAGGGCCAUCGCGCAGGAGAAGGGGCUUGUCGUUGCCCCGACGCCCAGAGGGGAAGCUGAGGGGGAGCAGCCGGAAGAGCAGAAACAAGACGCCUUCAUUUCGCUUCCUGUCGAUAUAGACACCCGCGCGACUGAGGAUGCCUUGGGGAUCCAGUUCAGGAGCCCCGAGGAAAUGGUUGCCGACUUGGUCACUUACGUUGUUGGUCUGCCGGAUUGACCGACGAGUUGAGUGCCAGCCACAUCUUGAGAGGUUCCAGGUUGCCGCAGGGAAAAGGAAAGAUGACGCGGUGCCAUGCCUUUUUUUUUUUUUUUUUUUUUUUUU
Messenger RNA from Sodiomyces alkalinus F11, 1505 nucleotides. RefSeq names its product NAD(P)-binding protein. NCBI's taxonomy places the organism in Eukaryota, Fungi, Ascomycota, Sordariomycetes, Glomerellales, Plectosphaerellaceae. The record is from RefSeq and is a predicted model, not a curated record. The transcript has a single exon. Bases 81 to 1400 code for a protein of 439 amino acids. Gene Ontology annotation, molecular function: oxidoreductase activity, acting on the CH-OH group of donors, NAD or NADP as acceptor.